Molecule: messenger RNA, 1712 nt
Organism: Lucilia cuprina (Australian sheep blowfly)
Lineage: Eukaryota; Metazoa; Arthropoda; Insecta; Diptera; Calliphoridae
Product: kin of IRRE-like protein 2
Exons: 5
Coding region: 59-1165 (368 amino acids)
Biological process (GO): synapse organization
Cellular component (GO): neuron projection membrane
Source: RefSeq, a predicted model, not a curated record
AGACUUAACUAACGGUGGCGUUUCGGGUCCCCUAGAUACAUUUAAUGAUUUCGAUGAAAUGUCUACUACAACUACUACAACAUUCCCGCCUUACACACAUCCCCAAUGGAUUGAACCAUAUUUUGAUCCUACAACACCGCGUAAUGUCACAGCUUUAAUGGGUAAAUCAGCGUAUCUAAGUUGUCGAGUUAGAAAUUUGGGAAAUAAAACAGUCUCAUGGAUAAGACAUCGUGAUAUUCAUAUUUUAACCGUUGGCUCCUAUACAUACACAUCAGAUUUACGUUUUCAGGCAACACAUCAUCACGAUUCAGAUGAUUGGACAUUGCAAAUCAAAUGGACGCAAAAACGUGAUGCUGGCAUGUAUGAAUGUCAAAUAUCCACUCAGCCUGUUAGAAGUUAUUUUGUGAAUCUUAAUGUUGUGGUGCCAACGGCCACCAUCCUUGGUGGACCUGACCUUCAUGUCGACAAAGGCAGUACAAUAAAUCUAACAUGUACAGUUAAAUUUAGCCCGGAACCACCAGCAUAUAUAUUCUGGUAUCAUCACGAGGAGGUCAUUAAUUAUGAUUCAUCAAGAGGUGGCGUAUCGGUGAUUACGGAAAAGGGCGAUGUAACAACAUCAUUUCUGCUGAUACAAAAUGCCGAUUUAGCCGAUUCUGGUAAAUAUUCGUGUGCACCUUCAAAUGCAGAUGUUGCCAGCGUGCGUGUACAUGUACUUAAUGUUCGGCCUAUUAUUUCAGGUGAACAUCCGGAGGCCAUGCAGACAGGAUCAUCCGGUUGCCAAUACAGUUGGCUUACAAUACUCCUGCUAAUGGCCAUGGUAUUUUAUUACAAUCAUCGCUAUAUCAGUUGCAAUCUAACAAAUUGCUUAUUGAAUACCACCUGCCAGAAAUGUCAUAACACCAUCAUCCUCAAAACCACCAUCACCAUCCGCAGCACCACUUCAGCAGCCACAACUGCAACAACUAGAUGCAUACAAUCCAGGGAUAAAAGUUUUAAAACCUGCAAUAAAACCACCGUAACCAACAAUUCCAACACCAUUACCACCUCUAUAACCACUACCACACCAAUCACUCGUCCACAUUGUCAUGAUUGUCAUCAUCUAUUAGCCAACAAUACCAACUUUGACAACAAUUCCUGUAGCCAGGAAUUAGUUUCUACAAGUUGAUAUAAAAAUCAUAUUGAAGAAAUAUUAUUAGAAUAAAAUGAAUAAAAAAUAAAAGUAUAAAUAUGGUAAGAACUGCACUACCAAACUAAAGUUAUAAGAAUUAUACUCGUAAUAACAAAAAUAAAAACUAAUUUGAAUAAAAUUCUUCUUAUUAUUUAUGUUUAGGUCUUUCUUUUAGUUAAUUUUUCAUGGAAAAAAUAAACUAAAAGAAUGAGAAGUAAAACUUUAUAAUCAUAUUGUGAAAUAAGGUAUUAAGGGAUUUGCUCUAUAGUUUUAAUGUAAAAAAAUAUAAGAUUAAAACAUAAAACAAAGUACUGUACAUAUAAAAUAAGACUAGGUUUUGUAAAAUUUUAAAUUUAUAAAAUUUAAAAAACACUAACUUUGAAUGUAAAUAUACACAUAAGUAUAAGCAAACAAAUAGAAUUAUUUAAUAACAAAAACAUUUGUCAUAAAGUCUGAUGAAUAUCGCGACUUAAUUACACCUUCUAAAUAUUUUUAAACGAUCCUUCCUUUAAACACAUUUUAGUACAAAUAAUAAGGUUAUUAC